AUGCGACAAACUUCUCUCUUGCAACGAGUGCGGAAAUACCGAGAUUCUCUGCUCGUCCAGAUACCCAGUCUCCGAUCUCUAAUUGAAGCUGAACCACAAUCUGAAUCCUCAAAGCCAGAGAUGAUGAAUCUCUUCCUCCCUAGCUCCCUUGACAAACAAUCUCGCACUCUCAUUCUGACGGAACUCAUUCAAUUAGAAGAUCAACUUCGCUUUGCACAAGCAUAUGAAUCACUCAGUCAACUUCGAGCUCAGCUACAUUCCCAUUCUGUUGUUUACAAGAAUAUGUCCCGUUUACAGCCUUCACAAGGCAUGUAUACGAAAAUGAAUGCACUCCAGGACAAAAUUGAUGCACAAAUUGCAGCAAUAGCAGCUACCUAUCGUGCGGCUCGUUCGGCCCUAUUGCAAACACACGAACAUGGAGAGUGGAUGAACUCCCUGAAGGAGCUGCAAGACAAGGAUAUUCGAGGGAUCAGUGAAUGA
Molecule: messenger RNA, 480 nt
Organism: Marasmius oreades (fairy-ring Marasmius)
Lineage: Eukaryota; Fungi; Basidiomycota; Agaricomycetes; Agaricales; Marasmiaceae
Exons: 1
Coding region: 1-480 (159 amino acids)
Source: RefSeq, a predicted model, not a curated record